Iphiclides podalirius (scarce swallowtail) is the source of this 1470-nucleotide messenger RNA. NCBI's taxonomy places the organism in Eukaryota, Metazoa, Arthropoda, Insecta, Lepidoptera, Papilionidae. The record is from the annotation of a GenBank genome assembly.
AUGGCUUUCGCGGGACUUAAGAAACAAAUUAACAAAGCCAAUCAGUAUGUCACAGAGAAAAUGGGAGGUGCCGAAGGCACGAAACUGGAUUUGGAUUUCGUGGAAAUGGAAAGAAAAACUGAUGUAACAUGCGAACUCGUGGAGGAGCUGCAGACGAAAACGAAAGAAUUUCUCCAGCCGAACCCAACGGCUAGGGCGAAGAUGGCAGCCGUCAAAGGCAUCAGUAAACUCAGCGGACAAGCCAAAAGCAACACCUAUCCACAGCCCGAGGGCGUAUUGGGUGAUUGCAUGCUACUCUACGGGAAGAAACUCGGGGAGGAUACAGUAUUUUCACAAUGUCUUAUCGAAAUGGGCGAGGCAUUGAAACAAAUGGCGGACGUCAAGUAUUCCCUCGACGACAAUAUAAAGCAAAGCUUCCUCGAGCCCCUGCACCAUCUACAGACCAAAGAUCUCAAAGAAGUUAUGCAUCACCGGAAGAAACUGCAAGGACGCAGGCUCGAUUUCGACUGCAAACGGCGUAGGCAGGCGAAAGGUGCUCACAUUGCAGACGAGGAGAUCCGCCAGGCUGAGGAGAAGUUCGCGGAGUCCCUGCAGCUAGCCCAGAUCGGCAUGUUCAAUCUGCUCGACAAUGACGUGGAGCAAGUUGCACAGCUUAGUUUCUUCGCGGAAGGCCUACUGGAGUAUCACCAGCAGUGUACGGAAAUCCUGCAGGGCCUGGUCUCAACACUCAUGGAGAAGAAGGAGGAGGCGGUCAACCGUCCGAAGAUGGAGUUUGUGCCGAAGACCCUCGCCGACCUCCAGAUCGAGGGCGUGCACGACCUGAGCAAUGGUAGGCGGUACGGUUCCACACAGAGUCUGCCCCGCCCCAGAAACCACAUCCCCCCCUCCUCGUCCGUCGGCGACCUUAGCGUGGACCCCCUGAGGGCCUGGGAGGAGCCCAGGCCCCAGCCCCGGCCGGGUCAGGGCCAAUUGUCCAGGCCGGACCAUGGGCAAUUGUCCCGGCCCCACUUCAGGCCGCACCCGGCCCCGCGCCAAUACAACGGCCUCGAUCCGUGGACAGUACGUAGACGUAUUGCGAUCGCCCUCAUAAAGUGUACUGAGCCUGGGACAUUUAUUUAUUUGCGUCGCGGAGAAGGCGGCUCGCACGCCGGUUCCCCGGACCACAAGCCGCCCUCCAACCUCGAGCUCUUCCCGGGCGGUGCCAACGCGCAACGCUCCAAUCAGGCGUCGCCGCUUCCGUCGCCGGUUAAGUCUCCCGCGCGGACGCCGAUGGCACCGUCGAAGACGCCAUGUUGUACGGCUCUGUAUGACUUUGAGGCCGAAAACCAAGGCGAGCUGGGAUUCAAGGAAAAUGACGUGAUAACGCUGAUAAGCAAGGUGGACGAGAAUUGGUUCGAGGGCUCCGUCAACGGGAAGACCGGAUACUUCCCCAUCAGCUACGUACAAGUUACCGUGCCAUUGCCAAACAUG